UCCAAAGAUAAAUAAUAUAUCACAUGAGAUGUGUAAAAAUUUCGAAUUAAGUAUUUUAAAAAGAUAAGAUAUAUGUUUUUCUAAAGAUGAGAAGAAAAAAGUGUUAUCUUUUUUUUUAUACGUUCAUUUUACUUGAUAACAUUUUAUGUACUAAUGUGAUAAAAGCUGUGUUGUAAUUUAAACAUAACAGUUUGAUAACUAAUAUUAAGAAUCUUAUACAGGGUGUAGCAAUUUUUAUUUUGUAUUCAAUUUACUUUUUUAUAGUAUUUGAAAAUAACAUCAUGAAUAUGUUAUAUUUAAAAACAUAAACAUGUUAAAAAUUUAAAUAGUAAAUUACUGAAUAAGAAUGUAAUUCAGUAUAAUUUUAUUUUUGUGCAUGUGAUACGAUACGAAAAAAUUUAAUGAUCAUAUAUUUGUAUUUAUUUAUUAUUGAUUAUAAUCAUACAAUCACAAAGUGUAUCAAAUUAGUACCAUUGGUAAUAUAAUUUCCAAAAAAUGUCCAGUAUGUAUUUGUACAUAUAAUUUUUUUUGAAUAAUCCUGUAUUCCAUUAGUUUUAUUAUUAUUAUCAACAAAAAUGAUAAAUUCACAAUAAGAGGGGCAUUACCAUGAGAAAUGAUAUUAUGAAUUACGCCAGAACAAAGAUCCAUAUAAUGCUAGUUAUUAUAGAUCAAUCAGUUCCAACUUGUAUUUACAUUUUCAUACUACAAGAAUCAAGGAUAUCAAAAAGAAAUGAUGAUCCGCUUCCUACGAAAUAAGUUCUCAAAUUGGUCAAUCAAACAAAGUAGAUAUAUGUCAACAAAUUUAUCUAUUACAGCAUCGAAAGUUCAGUUACCAGAAUUUGCAGAUGUUAUAAUAAUUGGUGGUGGUAGUGCAGGAUGUCAUGCUCUUUAUCAUUUGGCGAAACGUGGGAUUAAUACAAUACUUUUAGAAAAAUCGAAAUUAACUUCUGGUACAACAUGGCAUACUGCAGGUCUAAUAUGGAAUCUACGUGGUGUUGAUGAUGUUGAAAUGGAAUUACUAAAUGUUUCUAUCAAUGUACUCUCAUCUUUAGAAAAAGAAAGUGGCAUUAACCCAGGAUGGAUAAAUAAUGGUGGUCUUUAUAUCGCUCAUACUAAUGAGAGAAUGGCAGAAUAUAAACGCUUGGUCACAGCUUGCAAAGCAUUUGGUAUUGGUGCGCAUAUAAUUUCUCCUAAUGAAGCAAAAGCAAUAUUUCCACUUUUAGAUGAAAAAAUUUUUCAAGGUGCAAUUUAUUCUUCAAGAGAUGGAACAGUAGAUCCUGCUAUGUUGAUUAAUUCCUUGUCAAAAAUAGCAAAAAAUUAUGGUUGUAAGAUAAUAGAAAACUGCCCAGUAACUAAAAUAUUAACAAAAGAAAAUAUAUAUGGUUUGAAACAAGUUUUUGCUGUAGAAACACCAUAUGGACAAAUUAAUACUAACAUUGUACUUAAUGCUUCUGGAGCUUGGUCAAAUGACAUAGCUAAAAUGGUAGGUUUAAAUAUUCCAUUAAUACCGAUAAAACAUGCAUAUGUUGUUACUGAAGCAAUAGAAGCUGUUAAAAAUUUACCGAAUGUAAGAGAUCCAGAUAUCAGUUUAUACUUUAAAGUACAGGGUGGCUCUAUGAGUAUAGGAGGCUAUGAAAAAUAUCCUAGUAUGCUACAAUUGGUACCUAAGGAUUUUGCAUUUAGUUUAUAUGAGUUAGAUUGGAAUGUAUUUAAUGUACAUAUGGAGUCAAUGGUUCAAUUAAUGCCAAAACUUGCAAAUACUGGUAUAAAAGCAACAGUUUGUGGCCCAGAAAGCUUUACACCUGAUCACAAACCUAUUAUAGGUGAGGAUCCACGUUGUUCAGGCUUUUAUUAUUCUUGUGGAUAUAAUAGUGCAGGAAUGAUGUUUGGUGGUGGAUGUGGAGAACAGGUAGCAUUAUGGAUAAUUAAUGGACGUCCUGAUAAACAUAUGUUUAAAUAUGAUAUUCGAAGAUUUAUACCAGAACAAAUGAAUAAUUUAGUUUGGGCUACUGAAAGAUCUCAUGAAGCUUAUGCAAAAAAUUAUGAUGUGGCUUUUCCUCAUGAUGAACCAUUAAGUGGCAGAAAUCUCAAAACUGACCCUUUUCAUGAUCUACUUGUUGCGGAAGGAGCAGUUAUGGAGGAACGUCAAGGAUGGGAGAGACCAGGAUGGUUUCUAAAAAAUAAAACAGUGACUAUUUUGCCUUAUAAAUAUGACACAAUGAUAAUUAAAGGAAAUGAUGAAUAUAAACAAAUUUUAGAAACAGAAUGUACAUUCGACUUUCCCUUCUAUCAUAAUACAAUACAGGAAGAAGCAUUGGCCUGUAGAACUAAUGUAGUACUGUUCAAUAUGUCUUAUUUUGGAAAAUUCUAUCUUUGUGGGCCAGAUGUACAAAAAGCUGCAGAUUAUCUUUUUACAUCAAAUACUAGAAGAAAUUUUAAUAGAAUAAUUUAUACUUGUAUGCUUAAUCACAAAGGAGGUAUAGAAGGAGACUGUACUGUUACUAGUAUAGAACCGGGUUCAAGUGGUAUUGUUGAUCCUAUAUUUAAGGACAAAGCAUUUUACAUAGUUUCAAGUGGAUUAUCAACAUAUCAAACAUGGGCUCAUAUUCAUAAUGUUAUAAAAAAGAACAAUUUUGAUGUUAUGUUGCAUGAUACUACAGAAAAAAUAGGCAUUCUAUCUAUACAGGGCCCUAAAAGUAUAUAUCAUAACAAGCAAUGGAAAUCUAGCCAGCAAGUACUACAAACACUGAUAGAAGAUGAAUUAUCCAGUGAAAAAUUUCCAUAUUCAACUAGCAAGUUAGUACAAAUAAAAAAUGAAACAGUACGUAUAUUCAGACUUAGUUUUGUUGGUGAAAAUGGUUUUGAACUUCAUAUACCAAAGCAAUCAUGUAAAAAAAUUUACGAAACUGUAACUGAAGCUGGUCGAAAGUAUAAAAUGAAACUAGCUGGAUAUCGAGCAUUAUAUAGCUUAAGUUGUGAAAAAGGAUAUCAUCUGUGGGGUUCAGAUCUAAGAAUAGAUGAUAAUCCUUUGGAAGCAGGUUUAGAAUUUAUUUGUCGCAAAACUGGUACAUAUUUAGGAAAAACAGCAAUUGAUCAACUUUACACAAAUGGAAUCAAAAAGAAAUUAGUACGUCUAUGUCUCAAUAGCAAUAUUCCCAUGUGGGGAUUAGAGACUGUAUAUAGAAAUAGUCAAUUAGUUGGAUAUGUUAGAAGAGCAGAAUAUGGCUACACAUGUGGCAAUAGUAUUGGACAUGCAUAUAUUAAACAUCCUAAUGGAGAAAAUAUAACAAAUGAGUAUUUACAAACAGGAAUUUAUGAAAUUGAAGUUAUGGGAAAAAAAUAUUCUGCUAACAUAUAUUUAAAAAGUUCAUUUGAUCCUCGAAAUAAACAACUGUAAGGCAUAUGCUAAACUUAAUAUAUAGUUUUACAUAUGAUAGACAACUAUACUUUUUCGAAUGCAGUAGACUGUCUAGGUCUUUUAUACUCGGAUCUGAUUUUUUAUUGUUUUAAGUUUUGGAAAAAUUUGAACAAAUUAUGAAAUAUUUAUCAGUCUUUUCUUUAAGCUACAAUUAUUUAUUAAGUCAAAUGUUUAACAUAUUUCUUCAAUAAAAAUAAAAAUUCAAAAGAGAGUCCGGAAAACAAAAAUUUGUUUAAAAAUACAUAAUCUUCAAAUAAAUAAAUAUUGAAAAAAGUUAUUGUAAGGUUUUACACAUAAAACUACGACUUUUCACGAAAAUAAAAAGAAAAUUUGCAAAAUCUUUGAAAAGUAUAAUUAUAUUGAGGUCUAAAAGUAGAGAAUUUUUGUAGCGAUUAAUGCAAUAAGUAUGCUGAAAGCAAGAUUUUUUAAAAUAAAUAAUCAUUUAUUAGUGAAAUAAUACAAAUAUAUAUUUUAUUUAAGUAGAAAAAAUAAAGAAUAAGUUUAUAAAAACAUAAAGUCAACAUUUAUAACGCAUAAUCAGUGCAACAACAUAUAGGGAUUUUGCAUAUUGCCCUCUCGCAUAAAGCAUAAUAAUGCAAUAUUUCUUUAUCUAAUUUUAAUGGAUACAUCGUGCACUGCUUGCAUUUGCUAAGUAUUUGUACAAUUACUACUCCAUGAUAUUUUUUACUAUAUUUACAACAUAAAGGACAUCGAAUGUAAAUAAUAUCGAUGUCAGUUAAAAAAUUUUAAAAAUAUCAGCAACCAAAAUUGCAUCAAGACUCAAAAGUGAGCUGCAUAAAAAUGUAAGUAUCAAUAUGAUAGAUAAUUUUUUAUGAAGAAGGAUUACCAUGGAACAGAAAGGCUAUAUGGAAAUUAAUAGAAAAAAGAGAUUAAAAUUCAUAAAAAAAUACGUUAAUAUGCCAAUUGAGUUCUGAAAUGAAUAAUCUUCACAGAUGAGAGCAAAUUUGAUAUCUUUGGCUUUCAUGAAUCAUUCAUAGUAUGAAAAAAAAAAAGAUAUAUAUAUAGAAUUCGACAAACAAAACUUGUAAUCCACUGUAAAUCAUAAUGGAAGAUUUUUUUAGUUUGGGAAUGUAUAAAUAUUAUUGGUGUUGAAUCUCUCCAUUUUAUUGACAGCAUUAUGAACUACAAAAUGUAUAUUGAUAUUUAAAAAAAUAAUCUUUAUCAAAAUGCAGAGAGAACGAGUUUAAAAGAUAAUUUCAUCCUUAUACAAAACAAUAAUCCGAAACACAAUGCUAUUAAUAUACAAAUGUGAAUCUUAUAUAAUGUUUGGAAAUACCCUCACAGUCAUUAGAUAUAAACAUUAUUAAAUACAUAUGGGAUCAUUUGAAACAAGAAAUAUAGUUUCACUAUAUUUUAUUAAAAAAUUAUUUAAAGGGAGUACUUAUAGAAGAGUAGGAUAAAAUUUCAAGUUUCACUACACAACUUCAAGCUAUAAUAAAAUCAAAAAAGAGAAUUCUACCAAAUAUUAAAACAAUUAAAUUAAGUGAUUUGUUGUAUUUUAGAUAAUAAAUCUUAUUAGUUUU
Molecule: messenger RNA, 4962 nt
Organism: Vespa velutina
Lineage: Eukaryota; Metazoa; Arthropoda; Insecta; Hymenoptera; Vespidae
Product: sarcosine dehydrogenase, mitochondrial
Exons: 15
Coding region: 731-3397 (888 amino acids)
Cellular component (GO): mitochondrion
Molecular function (GO): oxidoreductase activity; protein binding
Source: RefSeq, a predicted model, not a curated record